This is a messenger RNA of Wyeomyia smithii (pitcher-plant mosquito), 4375 nucleotides long. RefSeq lists its product as uncharacterized. The record is from RefSeq and is a predicted model, not a curated record. Gene Ontology annotation, molecular function: transcription regulator activity. The coding region runs from base 197 to 2521 and encodes 774 amino acids. The transcript is spliced from 2 exons. Gene Ontology annotation, cellular component: nucleus. NCBI's taxonomy places the organism in Eukaryota, Metazoa, Arthropoda, Insecta, Diptera, Culicidae.
AGCAGGACUUAGUUGUAAACACAAACCAUAUGAUUUUUAUGAUCGUUUAUCGCUGCCUUUUAAUUUAUGUAUUAUUGUUUGUGUGUCAUUCAUUCGAUUCGAUUGCCUGCUCUGUUUCGCAUUACUAGAAUGCCCGAUUUUCCGUUGUCCUAUCCACCCCGGUGAGAUCGGUCGGCUUCUCUGGGAUUCUACUAAAAUGGGUCUUCAAGUGGCAGCCAACAGUAACGGUAGUAAUAAGCGCAAAUAUGAAGCUGUAAGCGCUGCAGCCAAUGCGGAUGAGUGUAAAGACAAUGACGACAUCGUUGAUGGCCAAGAAGCGUCAACGGAUGAAGCAAGUGCGAGUAAGCAACCCCGGCUAGACGACACAGUCGAGCAAGAAACAACGCAGCUGAAGAUAGUAGAGUCCUCCACAACGAACAGUAGUAACAACGCCAUGACGAUUCCAGCAGAGCCUACAAUGGGCGAAGAAACGACUGCCACGGUUCAAAUCAACAGUCCUCUGAUAUUACCGCUGGCAACACCCGCAGAGGACAGCAUAGCCAAGCUGGAGGCGGUCGUUAUUCCCGGAGAAGCAAACUGGAACUGUGAACCAAUUGUCGAUCCUAUUAGUAAGCUUCAAGCCGUAGCAGUUCCUGGUGAAGCUUGGGGAUCAGAUAGCACGCGAUCAACAUUGGCUACUACUUUGCUGGCAGCAGAUGACCUGGAUGACGAUGACGACGAUUUUGAGGAUGAAUUCGAUGACGACGAAACGAUAUUACCUAGUUAUUCACCUAUUCGUUAUCCAUGUUCCCCGAAUCGGGGCGGUUACAUACCAGCUUAUCCUAAACCUGGAUACUUUCCAGAGCCAUACCAGAAUUGUUCCCGGACAAACUCAGCAAACAAUGGUGCUCAGCAAUAUGCAAACCGAGGUUAUGGCUGGAGUCAGCAUGGCUACUAUUCUCCACCAUAUGAAGCACCUUCCUCUCAGCAAACAAUCCGUUGCGCAGAAAACGGAAAGUCAUACUUCGAGUUGGGCAGCGCAAAUUACAGUAGCGUUAAUCAGUUUGGCGCUCCACCGAGGCACCUGAAGCGAUGUUGUGAUGGUCGCAAUAUGUCGUGCAAUAAUAAGCAGUGCUAUAAGGAACGUCGCUUGAAGAUGAUGAAUCUCUCCAUGUUCAAGCUGGCGAGGUUCCGUCAAGCUUCCGAUCAGUCACUGUACAGAUCAGUGCUAAUAUGCAACACGCUUAAAUCUAUCGAACGUGAAAUUGAUCACGAGAACAAGGAAUUCAGCCACCAGCAGCACUUACAGCAGCAACAGCAUACGCAUCAUUAUCACACACCUCCACCGCACCACCUGCAUCAUACUCAUCAUCAACACCCGCCACCACCACCACCAUCUUCGUCGCCAUCUUCCGACUCCACGGAAUAUGGAAACGGCCCUACGUACAACAACUGUCGGGUCGCAUUUUCUGAUAAACAGUCGCAACCAUCUCCUAAGUUUAGUGAAAUCGGCAAUGGUGGCAGCACUAACUAUAGUAGACUUCAAGGCAGCAAUACAACGACGCAGUCGUCUUCAACGUAUGGCAAUGGUACGAGCUGUGCCGCCGAACAGCAGCAAUCGACCACUAUAACUACGCAAUUAUCGUCCUACGACCAGCAACAACCGCAGCAACAUGGCUCCCUAAGUACUGCGUCUGCAACAACCGCACCGAGUCCACAUCAUCAUCAUCAUCAUCCUUUAAAAGAUCCGCACUCUGGUCGGGCAACUCCUUUCCCGUCUGGUACUGGUGGUGCUCUGGCCGGUAACGGCUACCACGACAGUGAUUCUGGCUUCGGUGACGACGACUGUACCCGCCCAAUCAACUGGGGAUCGGUGCUAAGCUUGUCCUCACAAUCGGCAUUAGAUCCGCUGAACAACAACGACCUUUUUGUAACCUCUCCGAGUGUCGCGGUCAGCGUUGUAAACGACAGCCAUCACACCGCCAGCGCGACGGUACUAGCUAAUAACGAUAAUUGUGAUAGUAAUAGUAGUUUAGUGUUAAGUCAAUCCACGACGUCAACCUCCUGCCUAGCUAGCAGCGAAACCGACGACGUUUCCGUUAGUAGUGUAAACAAUAGUGAUAGCAGUAGCGAAAGCAAUCAUCCCCAUCCGUUGGAUAGUACUAAUGCGGUUAGUUCCUCCGGCACUAGCUCUUCUGCCACCACAACCUUGACCUCUCUGACUACCCUAACCACUACCAGUCAUUGUGAUCUUAAUCUUACGACACUCACCACUUCGCCCUCUCCUUUACUAUCUUCCUGCGCUUCCGCUCUCCAAUACCAUACCAGCACCACCGGUUCUAGCUGGGAUCUGGCAUAUCUGGACAUGGAUCUCGGCACUACGCACGAGUUAUACGACAUGUUUCCAAACUGCUACAAAAUAACCUCGUUCAACUCCGAUGUCGAUAUGCUUGGCCUGAAAUCACCCAUGCUAGAACCGAGCAAGGUAGUCUGUGAUAACGAUAUGGAUUCGUUUACAACCCACAUCAUGGUUGGAAGUUAGUAUUAAGCCCAUGAAGAUAUUUCCAACCAACCAACCGAGGUCGGUAAGCGCGCUUGCUCAAAACCUGAACCCACCUCCACCAUGACGCCCGAAAUACGUUAAACUUAUAUGUUCAUCAUCUAAAUGUCAUGUCCAUACCCGAGAAUGUGCAGAACGAAAAAAAAACACUGGCGCUUAAUCUCAGGUUGUGAAGGCUGUGUUAUACAUUAUUAGGUUUUUGUUUCGGUUCAACAAUGACCCCUAGCUAAGUUCUAGCAAAACCAGGUAUACUGCAGCAAACCAAAAUUGAAGGUUGUUUUUUUAUAAUUGCUAUAAUUUCCUUCUCCUUUACAAUCCAUCGGGAAUACGAUUGAAAUUAACGUAAAUAACCAGCGUACAAAACGGCAGAGCUACAAAGCGCUACAAAAUCAACACAAACUGCUUCUGUCACUAUUGGUUCCUUAUUAGGAUUAAACAAUUACUGCGGUAAAACAAACUAAUGUUAAUAAACGUGACGAAGUGAUGGAAACAAACACAAGGAAUUGUACAAUAGUUUUAUGAACAACAAAUCGCAACGACUGCAGCGGGUCCGCCAUUGUAAAAGUUUGUACGACACAUUGCUUCUGGUCAUACCAAAAUCUCCAACUCUCCAGAUCAGCGUUAAUUAACAACAUUACACGUAGAACGAUCCACGAGUGCCAUAAAUCUACUUCUACGCUACGAGAAAACUUACAAUGCCGAUCCAGCUGUUCGUUGAAAUCUUGGAAAUACCUAAAUCUAUGAAGCAACGUCUCAGCCGCUGCUACUUACUAGUCUCGCCAGAUUGAAAUUAACUAUCAUCGACUUAUUACCGGUAGCUGUUAAUCUUCGAUUGCAUUCCAGUUCAUACUUAGUUUCACAACGAUUUCAAUAGUUAUGUACGGUUAAAGCUCAAACUGGCGCUGCUUCAUGGUCCUAGGAUAUACCGACUUCCUGUCACUGAGUGUUUCAAGAAUACUCUCAGUAUGGAAAAUAGCGUCAAUUCUGGUGAUGUAUUUUCAACCACAAUCAACUAAAGUAUUUUACAUUUUAUAUGAAAAAAAUCAAGCUGCUUUUGUACAUACUGUACGUAACAUGAAAGCUGGAUAGGGUCAAUUGGUUUCUGUUAACCAAUGUUCACCAACUGACUAACGAGCGGCAAUCAAUCGUGCGGGCUAACUUUGGGCAAGGGAUAACUCUACUUUGCAUUGAAAAAAAGAAAGAGAAAGCAAACCAAAUCUAGUCCUUGUCAAUCUUUAAAUCAAAUUUUUCAUUUUUAUUUUUUUGCCGAUUGCCUCAUCGACAUUUUGUUAUUAUAUUUUUUUUUUGCAAAUAAGUAAAGUCAGUCGAGAAAACUGUUUGUAAAUAAUAAAACAAAACGAGGAUGACAAAAUGAGAUAUACUAUGAACAAAAAGUUUGGAUUUUAAAACAAAAAUAGGCAAACCCAUCCUUGAUGUUAUUUAAACAAGUAAAUGAACAAAAUUGUACUAUAAGAGAUUAUAUAUACCUAAUCAAUAUAUUGUAACAAAACGGCAAAUUAACGUGUAGAAUAACUAGGAAAAAAAAACAAAAUUAGUAUGGUUCCUGGUGACGCCAGAUAAGUGAAUACACAGGAAACGGUUACACAAACAUGUUGCAUCCAAAAUUGUACAUUAUACUUCCCGCAAGUGUAAACAGGCAGGCAGCAAGGGAAUGAAAUGUAAAAGUUCAUUUUGCCUGAUCGUAAACGAAUGAAUCGUUUAGAGUUAUAUUUGAAAAUAAGAAUAAUUUAUUGAAUUUAUUAUAUACAUGUAAAUAUGAAAAAGUGAAAACAAAUAUAAAUAAAAAGAAAGAAAUAAACAAAAUUUAAAACACAA